AGUCAAGGAUCUCCAAAACAGUUGCCAAAAUAUCCAGUAUCUGCUAAAAAUUUUAAUAAAAAGAUGCCAAUUGCCAAAUUCAUUCAAAAAAUAAUUACAGCAACCUUAUCCGAUAAUAUAGAUAUGUCUGUAAAUAUUGUAAAUGAGAGUGCUGAAGAUUCUAUAGAAAAAAAAUUAGCUCAAUUAUUUCAAAUGGCUUAUCGUAUAGUUGAAGAUAGAGUAGAUCAACUUAUUGUAGAUGGUUAUGAAGAUAAUGCUAUACGAACUGAAUUAUAUAAUAAAAUAUUUCCAUUAAUUUCAG
Messenger RNA from Racocetra persica, 301 nucleotides. The record is from the annotation of a GenBank genome assembly. Lineage: Eukaryota; Fungi; Glomeromycota; Glomeromycetes; Diversisporales; Gigasporaceae.